This is a messenger RNA of Cajanus cajan (pigeon pea), 528 nucleotides long. The record is from RefSeq and is a predicted model, not a curated record. Lineage: Eukaryota; Viridiplantae; Streptophyta; Magnoliopsida; Fabales; Fabaceae.
AUGCUUAAUGGGACAAACUUUAAGGCUUGGAAGGAAGCAAUUGAGAUAAUUCUUGGCUGCAUGGAUCUUGGUCUUGCACUUCGGGCUGAGAAACCCACUCCAACUCUGGAAACCCUGGAUGAGGAUAAGGUUGAAAAGUGGGAACGCUCAAACCGAAUGUGUCUGAUGAUCAUGAAGCGAUCUGUUCAAGAAGUUUUUCGGGGCUCUAUUUCUGAUAGCCACAAUGCUAAAGGUAAAGGAAAUAUAAAGGAGUAUAUUAUGAAAAUCUCUAAUCUCGCGUCAAAACUAAAAGCACUAAAGUUAGAGUUGUCUGAUGAUUUGCUCAUGCACCUAGUUUUGAUUUCCCUUCCUACACACUUUGGACAAUUCAAGGAUUGUAAUGGAAAGCUUGAAUAUGAGUUUAAGGCAGAAAGGAGUGAGUUUGGAAUGGUUGAGUAUGAGUAUCAUAUUGACAGAAUCAGAUUUUGUGGUCUUCAUGAAAGUUGUGGCUCUGGAUAUUAUCUUUCCGAUGGAACUGGAAUAAGAUAA